Caenorhabditis remanei is the source of this 780-nucleotide messenger RNA. RefSeq lists its product as uncharacterized. The transcript has 7 exons. Lineage: Eukaryota; Metazoa; Nematoda; Chromadorea; Rhabditida; Rhabditidae. Bases 1 to 780 code for a protein of 259 amino acids. The record is from RefSeq and is a predicted model, not a curated record.
AUGAAUGAGGAAGAGCACAGGUUAUACAUGAGGAAAAUGAAAGAACGUAGCCGGCAGAAGAAAAAGGAUCUCAUUGCACAGAAAAAGAUCGAGGAACCCGCACAAACACCACCUGUCCAGUUUCAACGUUCCCGACAAGGAACUCCGUAUCCAAAUUGGAGUGAUGAGGACGACCGAGUCCCAGAAUAUGCAGAUGAAAAGAUGGUUGUUGACGGCGCCGAGCAACAGUCUGAUUCAGAAUAUGAAGAAUUUGCUUUGGAAGAAGCAAAUGAGCGUUCACCUCUGCCACCAACCGAGGGCUCAUCCGGAUGUUCCGGAAACCGCAUUUCCGCUUGCUCCCAUGAAGUCUCGAUCGAGGAACCAGUACAAUCUUCAUCUGGUCAUCUUCUCGGAUCCCGCCAAAGAACUUCUGAUUCAAAUGGAAUGGAGAAAAGUCCAGAACAUGGUGAUGAGCUGAUGAUUGUUGACGAAGAACCGAAUGCUCCAGAAUAUUCCUCAGAAGGACUUGCUUUGGAAAAAGCAAAUGAGCUUCCUCCUCUGCCACCAACCGAGGGUUCAUCUGGAUGUUCCGGAAGCCGCAUUUCUGCUCGCUCACCUGAAAUCUCGGCCGAGGAACCUGCACAAUCUCCACCUGAGCAAUUACCCAGUUCCCACCAAGGAACUCCAAACUCAAACAGAAUGGAGUACGAAGAGCAAGGCUCAGAAUAUGCAGAUGAACAGGUGCUUAUCAACGGCACCGAAGAACCAAAUGCUCCAGAGUAUGCUGCAGAAGCAUGUUGA